This is a messenger RNA of Xylaria bambusicola, 1980 nucleotides long. RefSeq lists its product as uncharacterized. The record is from RefSeq and is a predicted model, not a curated record. Bases 141 to 1694 code for a protein of 517 amino acids. The transcript is spliced from 2 exons. NCBI's taxonomy places the organism in Eukaryota, Fungi, Ascomycota, Sordariomycetes, Xylariales, Xylariaceae.
ACACCUCCCCCCGCUCGUACCAACUGAUCCCGAUAAUCGUACCACGUACGCUUGUAGAACAAAAACCCCCAUCAUCCACAACAUCUCCGAUCCACUUGGCCCGUUGAGCCCUUAUUCCUACCUAGGUAGCAUAUAACACAAUGUCAGCCGAUGACGAUUCUGAGUUGCAACGUGCACUGUUAAGAGACCUUCGUUCUUCGAACGCCUCGCCAAGAGAAAACCUCCCCCCAUCAGCCCCGAGUUUACCUCCGCUGCGUUCUCUGAGGACCCGGCGAUCGGACAAUAUUGAUGCGUCUGCUCGGACGCGGUCAUCAUUCGACUUUUCGAAUAGAUACUACGAAUUAGUGAUACCAUGGACUGAUGAUCAUGAAGACGCCUUUGACGAUACGGACCAUUGGGACCAUGGCAUGCCACUAGAUCCAGAACCCCGACUCAUUGAACGCGAGUAUGACAGAAGAGCUACCAACAGCCUCUGGCAGCCUACUAUGGACGAGGAGAAUUCUCAAUCUCGAACUCAACGUUUUAUACAGGCCUAUCAGCUACGACGAGCGCUGCUGGACCAGACACACGGUUCUUCACCUACCCUUCCUGAGCUCUUCUCUUCACGUACCCCUCAACCACAUGACCCGCCCGAAGACAAUCGACGAGCCAAGAGGCGCAAGUUGGAUUCGGACCGGCUGUCUUCCAAUUUUAGGGGCUUUCAAUAUGGAAAAUACGGCCAAGUUCAGCCGGGUCAGCUGACCAUGGAGUUGGUCAGCUGCGAUGGAGGCAUGUAUUCAUCAGAUGAUACCUCGACCAAAUAUGCCGCUGAAAACAUCCUCAAGAACGACCACAGUGUCUACUGCACUGAAGGCCCGAGGUGUAAUAUCGUAUUGAGACACCAAGGCGCUACGGUAUUCACGCUGAAGGAGCUGGUCAUUAAGGCUCCCAGGUCGAACUUUACUGAUCCAGUUCAAGCAGGCAUUGUCUUUGUGUCAAUGACUUCUGAUCAUCUCUUCAAUAGGACUGCUCAAUACCAGAUCCAAUACUCUCCAGCUAGAAGGCGUAAUGAGCGGGAGACACAACCUUUGAACCCAAUUCUUUCAAUAAGACAUAACGAGGAUGGAACCACAAUGACCCGAGCGCAGGUGCGAGCAAGGAGACUGUUCAAUAUAGGGUUGGACGAUGAGGAUAAUGAGGUGGCCGUUGCUCAGAUACCUUCCGAGUUCAAUAUCUCUCCACCGUCUUUCCAGGUUACCGCUGAGUGUAGCGACGAUGACGAUGACGCAGACGAUAUCGGUAUCAGGCUCAGCAGGCGGCCACCCAAUCGAAUUGGAUCACUGCCGUUCGAGAACAUUAGCAGCGAUGAGGACGGGUCAGACGACAUCUCAACCAGCGGAGUAGAUUACAGGUCGAGACGGCGGCCGAACCGAAGCAGCAAUACGCUGACGGAAGCAGCAGAAGCGGUACAAGUGGCCACGCAGGAGGCAGUCCGUGCUGUUGGCGGUGAGCUCAUGAGUCCUAAUGCAAGUUUCUACAUUGAGCCGCACCAAAGCAAGUGCACGAUCCCCUUCGACCCACCUAUCUCAGGCAGGUUUAUAUUAUUAAAGAUGUGGAAUCCGCGCCGUGGCGCAGAUAACAACAUAGAUAUUCAGGCGAUUGUUGCCAAGGGGUUCGCCGGGCCUAGGUUUUUCCCCUCAGUUGACCUACGGUAACACCUCAAGGUAGCCUACAUAGUUGGACCUGGGGGGAAUGCAUCAACUCAUUGCCGCUGAAUAAAUUUAAUUCGGUCCAUCUAUACCUCGAAGAUGAUAAAUCUAUGACGGACAACGUUGUAAGUAUCAAAUCUGCUGAAGCAAAUAUUGCCAAGUAGGAGCACACCAAAUCAAGGCCUAUCGCAAUUGAAGGUGAGAUAGUGACUUGACGAAAGCCAGCAGCCUGUCAUUUCUGAUGCCAUAUGACUAGAAAAGGCGACAACCGAGCAAAUUAGGCUCCUACGUG